AUGCAUCUGGAAGAAAAUCAAGUCUAUCUGAAUCUGGGCAAUAUACCGCCAAGGCCUGUUUCCUCACCGUGCCAGUCUAGACCUACUCAAAGGCUAGCAGCCGGGUCCGCACAGAUAGUCAGUAACGGAUGUCACUGUGGUGUGCCACCCAGCUUGUUAAGGUUUUUAUGUGCGGUUUUAAGAUCAAAUAACCUUGGUACGGUACCAGGACACUGCUGA
This is a messenger RNA of Cylicocyclus nassatus, 219 nucleotides long. NCBI's taxonomy places the organism in Eukaryota, Metazoa, Nematoda, Chromadorea, Rhabditida, Strongylidae. The record is from the annotation of a GenBank genome assembly.